GUUCCUGAUACCUUACAUUUUAUUCACCUUCAUCGGCGCUGUUCCCUGUGUGUUCCUGGAGAUGGUGAUUGGCCAGCUCUCUCAAACUGGACCUAUCAACGUCUGGAACUUAUGUCCACCAUUUAAAGGCAUUGGUUUUGGGAUUGCUUUGGUGAUGUGGCUGUAUGUCACCUACUACAUGGCCAUAUUCGCCUGGUUUAUGUAUUACUUCUACCACUCGUUCCUCGACAAGCUUCCCUGGGCCAGCUGUGACAACUCCUGGAACACCCCUGCAUGUAUAGCAAAUAGCAACGGAAGCACCUUGAACAGUACAGUAGCUAAUGUUACUGGCCUCAGUCACAGUAACUUCACCAAUGUCACUGAAACGGUCCCGGGUGUGACUGCUGCAGAAGAGUUUUGGAGAUUCCAGGCGUUACAGAUGACUGAUGGCCUGGAACAUAUUGGUGGUAUCCGCUGGCCCCUAGUUGGGUUAAUGGGAGUUACCUGUGUGAUCAUGUUCUUAUUCAUCUUUCAAGGGAUCAGAGUGUCAGGAAAGGCAAGUAACCAGUAUCGGUGCAGUUUAUAUACGUGUAGUUAUCGCAGGAAGUCAUAGCACAUGGUCUUCACUUCGUUAGGCCCACUUUGUUCGGACUCCUGUGAAAGGGAUACCCUCAAAUGAUAUAAUUCUAACUAAACUUUGCUCUGAAACC
This is a messenger RNA of Haliotis rufescens (red abalone), 689 nucleotides long. Its product is annotated as sodium- and chloride-dependent GABA transporter 1-like. Gene Ontology annotation, cellular component: membrane. The coding region runs from base 62 to 592 and encodes 176 amino acids. Lineage: Eukaryota; Metazoa; Mollusca; Gastropoda; Lepetellida; Haliotidae. The record is from RefSeq and is a predicted model, not a curated record. Gene Ontology annotation, biological process: sodium ion transmembrane transport. The transcript has 3 exons.